Misgurnus anguillicaudatus (oriental weatherfish) is the source of this 3843-nucleotide messenger RNA. RefSeq names its product mitogen-activated protein kinase 13 (gene mapk13). Gene Ontology annotation, molecular function: MAP kinase activity; ATP binding. Lineage: Eukaryota; Metazoa; Chordata; Actinopteri; Cypriniformes; Cobitidae. Gene Ontology annotation, biological process: protein phosphorylation. The record is from RefSeq and is a predicted model, not a curated record.
GAAGUAUGACAUCAUCAAACAUAUAACAGCCCGACUUCUGGUCGAAGCUACAGUGAAAGUGUCAAUGGCUCGUGAUUUUGCGUGUCGAUGCUGCGGUCGUUUGGCGCUAAAUGAAUCGCGAUAAACAGCUCGUUUGUGUUUUUAAUUUCGCGUGAGCCCAGUUCGUUCCUACGCAGUGACCUUUCGCAAAUCGCAUGCAGAAUAUCGCGUAGGAGUCGCUGCGUGCGCGGUGAAGAUUUGCUUUCUGUCUGUUUUCCUUCAUCGCUAAAUGGAGUCACAGGUCGGGUUCGGUCGGGAGGAGAUCAACGGCACGAUAUGGGAAGUUCCGAACAAGUACAUGUGUUUAAAGCAGAUCGGAACCGGGGCGUACGGCAGUGUGUGUUCAGCCAUCAAUAACAAAACCAAAGAGACGGUGGCCAUCAAAAAGUUGCAUCGGCCCUUUCAGUCAGAGAUCUUUGCGAAGAGAGCCUAUCGUGAACUGAGGCUCCUUAAGCACAUGAAACACGAAAAUGUGAUAGGCCUGCUAGACGUCUUCACUCCUGCCACCAGACUGGAAGACUUCCAAGACUUCUACUUGGUGAUGCCGUACAUGUUCACAGAUCUCUCUAAAGUUAAAGGCCUUCUCUCAGAAGAUCGGGUGCAGUUCCUGGUCUAUCAGAUGCUGUGCGGACUAAAGUACAUUCAUGGCGCUGGCAUCAUUCACAGAGACCUCAAACCGGGAAAUCUGGCAGUUAACCAGGAUUGUGAGCUGAAGAUCCUGGAUUUUGGCCUGGCACGUCACACGGAAGCAGAGAUGACGGGUUAUGUCGUGACGCGGUGGUAUCGAGCCCCUGAGGUCAUUCUAAACUGGAUGCAUUACACGCAGACAGUGGAUAUCUGGUCGGUUGGGUGCAUCAUGGGUGAAAUGUUCAAUGGAAAAACACUCUUUAAAGGAAAAGACUACAUGGAUCAGUUGACUCAGAUAAUGAAAGUUACCGGGACACCUGGUCAAGAAUUCAUUGGCAAACUAGAAAGUCAAGAGGCAAAGAGCUACGUCAGCUCACUGCCCGUCUACCCACGCAAGGACUUCUCUGCGUUGUUUCCCAGAGCCAGUAAAAAAGCGGUAGACCUGCUUGAGAAGAUGCUGGUGUUAGAUGCAGGAGCCCGUCUCACUGCUGAUGGUGCAUUGGCACACAGUUAUUUUGAUGGCCUGAGAGAUCCAGAGGACUGGCCAGAGCCAACGCCGUAUGACGACAGCUACGACAACGCCACAUUGCCCUUAGAAGAAUGGAAACGUUUAUCAUUUAAAGAAGUCAGAAGUUUUGUUCCGUUCCCAAGAAGAGAUUCAAAGAGAAGAAACACGCUUACAAUGACAUAGUGAGGCUUUGACUAGUGUUAAUGAAAUACUGUAUUACAAUCAUACAUUUUAGGCCUUCAAUCUCUGCUAUGGAUUGUGUGUUCACUCGUUACUGUAUAUGAAUUUGAGUAUUUUUUUAAAACACCUGACACCUGCUUGAGGAGUAUGUGGUACUUAUAGGCCACUGGGAGGGGGUAUAUCUGGGUAAUAUUUUAUUUUGAUUAAGUGGUAUCUGUCCUUCAUUUAUUCCUAAUGUUGUUAAGCACCUUGCAGGGAUAGUUCACCCAAAAACGAAAUUCUGUCAUUAUUCUCUCACCCUUAUUGCUUGAUAUGAAUUGGGUGCUAUAGUCCUACAUAAAGAGCCCAUGUGAUAUAGGAUGAUAUAGAUUAUAUACUUUAUAAAGUAAAAAAAAUUGACUUUGUGGUCACUUUACAAACAAAGCAGAACAUUAGAAGGGAUGUUUGAUAAGUACCAAAGGUACCAUGCACUGCUUUUCUGGGCCCGCGUUGUGAAAAGUGCAUCUGGCCUUAUACACACUGCAGCUAAAUUCGGUUGUCACUUCACUUUUUAAUAUGUAAUACUGUUCUGUACACACUCAUUUCAGUCAUUUACCUAAAUGACAACCACAUUAAUGCUUUACCUCAAAGACCAAAAUAUUGGGACCAGCACCUUCCCACUUUAAUAACAACAAAAACUUUAAGCGCCGCACAUUAUUUAAGCCCAAAAAAGACGUGAACAUGGCAACACUGCAAGACAACGCACUGUGAAGUAACCUCACACUACAACACACAAUGCAAAGGCGGAGGGUUUAUUAAAACUGAUGAACAUAAGGCUGUAAUAUUAUUUUGUAAUAAUAUAAAAUAAUAACUACGUGAGACGGCAAAGCAUUGCUAUGGUUACCUCUGUGUCAAUCGUUGCAUUUAUGGGACUCAGUCUUGUUCUGUACAGACAUGAAACGAUCAGACAGGAGAUUCAAUCCCACAUUUAAAUAAGUUGUCACUCCCGAAACUCUGAUGUGUGUACGGGACAAAUGAUAACUCUGGUGUGCCUGUGAAUAGUCAAUGGCAUUUAAAAAUGAAAUCACAAAAUCAAACUGUAUCUCUUGUUAAUGACAACACAGUAAAUGUAAACAAAAGAAAAUUUAAAUAUGUGUCAAAAUAUUGGAUCUCUGCAUUAAGGUUUUGCUGCCUAAUAAAACUGCUGCCUAUAAUGUUUUAUUUUAUUUCUAAGAUUUAUUGUACAAAAACAAAGAAAACCACACUUGAUCAAACCCUCAUAGCUUUAAAAAAGAUCCUUAUUCAAACACACACAUGUGAUUUAAGCCUACAGUUACUGUUAUUUAUCACUUUCUGUGGGCCGGGUUUUGGUGAAAAUGAGUGGGCAUUGACCACACCACACGGGCCAGUAAACCAAAAGUCAAGCCCCAACAUGACACACUUUUCAGUUUAACCUUUCAUUUGUGACCCAGUCUGAAAACCCAGCCAAAGUAUUUUGUUUGUGAUUUACUGUUUGCUACAUCAAAUCCUUCUACAUAAUGUUAAGAAAAGUCUGUGUAAAAUAAUCUUGAUAUAUUUUAUAUUGACUGAGUAACAUGUCAAAGAUAGAAAUCAAACUUCCUAAUAAUGAUAUUUUAGCCUGGAUUUGAAGGUCACAUAUGGCACAAACCAUAUACACUUCUUUUCUGGCUUUUUUCUGUGCUUUUCGAAUCUUUAUCAUCCACUUUUAUAUGGGAAAGAUUAUGAUACGUUUUUAAAAGUGGGUGAACUAUCCCCCAAAAUACUACAAGGUGAAAUGAACUGCUCGACAAAAGAGAGCAUCAUAUAAGGGUCAAUGACAAAACAAGCUCCUAAAAAAGUACUUUAAAAAUGAAUGUAAUGCAUAUUUUUUGAGUCACGAACAAUGUGUUUAAAACGUUUGUUUAUUAAACAAUAUUUCAGUACAUUUUAAUAUUUUUUCCAUAAUAUUUUUAAUAUCCACAUAAUGUCAGGUGGUACAACCAAUCAUUGUCUGUUUGCCAGAUAAGUUUUUAUGUGCUCCCUGUUUCAUGCUGAUUUGUUUAUUUGAUAGUGGCAUUUAAAAUGUAUGUAAAAAUGUAUUAAAAACAAUUAUAAACAACCUUAGCUUGCAUUUAUUCAAACUAAAAGUAUUAGCUAAAUUACAAUUAUUUAGCUUAAUGUUUUUUUUAUUAUAUGAGCAUUCAUAGCAGUUGAACUCUUUGACUUUGCAAUUAAUUGACAUUUAACAGACUUCUGUAUAAGCUUUUGCCUGUGAUAUCAAAUUCAUAAAUAUACUUUAAAAUACAAUUAAAACCUGUUUGAUAAAAUAUCAUUUUUUCAAGGUUUACGUUGGUUGUACCACUUGACACAGAAAGUGUAAUUAGUUAUUUUUUCAGUAUUUGAGAGACUUUUCAUUCAGCCAUAAAGAGCACCUGGGGUUCACUGUUUCAUGUGAUGAUAUGUUUACUGUUUAUACUUGUUAACUUCUAAAUAAAAGGCCCAUGAUUGUG